AAACGCGAGGCGGCCGGAUCGGACUGACUCGCGCGAAUCGAUCGGCGGCCCCGCGUCGUCGUCGACGUCGUCGUCCUCUCUCAAACCCGCGGCGGCGAUUACAGCGGCGUGUCCGCGCGACGAGGAAGCGUGCACGCGACAGCACGCGUCGCGAGAGCAUCGGGAAUUCCGUCGUCGUCGUCGUCGUCGGUGUGGAAAGUCGCCAAGAGGCACGAGGGUUGAGAAAACGCAGGGCUCUCGUCUCGUCGGAAAGACGAGACUUCGUCUGGGAGAUUCAGCCCUCGAUUUGCCGGCUGCCAGAUUUCUCUAGCUGUGGAGGAAAGUGCGAAGUUUUCCUCUGGAAUAGGAGAUCGUGAGAGACGAUGAAAUCGACGAGGAAUGUCGAAAUUCGGCGUCCAAUAAAUCGGCUGGCAACGAGUGUGCGUAUAAUAAAAAUCGGUGCUUUAACUGACUAAUAUACAAAUUGGAGAGCGACUCAGACAAGGGGAGAGGAGAUUGGGAACAUGCGAAUGAUUGGCUGUGCAUGACUAUUUUCUGCGAAAAAAAAAUCACCGAGCUAUCAAUUACGCUUGUUAAGCAAAACGAUUAACGCUGUUAAAAAGACUGAAAAACUGAACCAAUCGAUUUUAAAUACCUUUUAAAAGUAUUUUUUUUAAAAGAGAGCAACAGAAAGAGAGAGAGAGAGAAAAUUUGAACCGGAGGGUGAAAAUGAAACGUGGGAGCGAGAGAAGAGAACGACGGCCGUAUGUAUGCAACUGCUCGUAUUUACCGCGCGGAAAUUUUUGCUCUCUGUCAAAAAGUAAAACAAUUCGCGCCAUUGAAAAGUGAGACGCAUUUUCCGCUGUUGAAAAAUAAAGUCAGAUUUAUAUAUAAGAGUAAAUUUUUCACGAAUUCUGUCACUUUCGAAUAUUUUGCCGUUUCUACAUGUUUUAUAUCGUAUAGAAUUUUCUCAUAUUUACGCGCACCUUAUACAUUUUAUAUCCCCCGACAGUGUCUUUUCCCUCGCGAAGGUCCUCGAAACGAUACGGGGGAUGAUUGAUCACGGCGGAAAUUGAGGACCAGCACGAUAAUAACGCAAGUAUCGUGCGAAUAUCGAGGUGCACGUCUCUCGAGCGAUCUGUCAUCGCCAUUGUCGAAUCGCCUAACGGCGGCCCUAAACCUACCUACCCCAAAGAGGUAGUAGCCCCGGAGGGACGAUAAUCCCCGCAGAGAAAGGCGGGUGGCCUCUCUCUCUCUCUCUCUCUCUCUUUGCUUCUCUCUCUGCUUCUCUCUCUCUCUUUCUCUCUCUCUCUUUCUCUCUCUCUCUCUCUCUUUCUCGUCAAAACGCGUUGCGCCAUUUCAGCUGCGAGCUUCGACGAGUGCUUUAGUGUGCUUCGAGGUGCGCUUCCUCGCGAAUUACACGAAGGGCGAAGAAAGAAAUUCAACGAACAUCAAAAGACCCGGUGAUUAAUGAGCGCGGGUAAUUAAGAAACAUUAGGGAAGGCUGCCGAACGACUCCUCGAGAUUCUCGUACUAUUCGACGUGUCGCUCCCCGCCGCCCCCUUCCUCCCCGUCCCCUCAAGAGGAUCCUAGCCGGAGGACAUCGCCGCGGGGUUGGCGGUGGGAGGAGGCCGUCUACCUUCGAGGUAAGAGGGAGCGAGAAAAAGAGAGAGGGAGGGUGAAAGAGAAAGGAGAGGGGAUGGGAGGCCUUUAGGGGUGGAAAAUCGUUGGAGAAUGCCGUCGCGGUGAAAUCACUCCUCUCGAACGCUCGCGAGACGAUCAGACCACGAAGCAUCCUCUGCCGGAUCGUCCUUUUGCCUGCCUUCGCCACCUCGCCAUUCGGGUGGAAGUGGAGGAAGUGACUGUCUGAUCUCGGAUGGAAUGACAAUAAGACUCCCCUUUGAUUAAUCGACGGAAUAGAGAGAGAGAAAGAGAGAAAGAGAGAAUUAGUCUUGUCGUCGCGCUCGAAGCGGCGGAUUGUUUUGCAAGUGUUAAGAAGUUUCGGCUGCUUAUAGAACCGGCUAAAUAUAACUGUAACUUGGUCGUAAAUAUAGCUAUUCAAACGAGCGAGUGACGAUUGAGAUAAUUGCAUUGUAAUAUCCACUUUUCCACGAUUGUGUAUGAAUGAACGCAAGAUCAUUAAAGUAAACUAAUAAAAAUAGCGAAUAUAAUAAAAAAAGGAUAUAUCGGAUCAACCUGUGGAGAAGGUUCAACGUGCAAAAAGGAACCCUCGAGUGCAACGAUUAAUCAGGCGAUUGUGAUUAACGACCGGCUCGAUUAUCCCUUGAUUUAAAGUGAUUCGGAUUAAUCCCUUUCGUUGCAUCUCGGGGCGAACUUUCUAGACGCGAACGUGAAAACGUAGGCGUAUGCGACAAUAACGCGAAUGAUUUCGGGGGGAGACGGGAUAAGUAGAGUGGAUCGAAAUUAGAAUCGUGUGCAGCCAGUGGAAGAGGGUCGGCGCUUGAUCAGGCGAGCCGGCCGGCCCCAGCCAGGCUGCACUACUAAAAGGAACUCGUUUGCUUAAGGAGAUCUGUGUUUGCUCUACACACAUGCACGUAUAUACAGCGCCUACACCGGUCUCUCGCAUAAAAUUGUGCAUUACAAUCACGCCAAAAAAUAUUCUCGACGAGCGUGUGUCUCUAUUCAAGAUGAAAUUAACGAUGAUGGCAACGGCGAUAACAAUACGUCAAUGCGCGUGUUAAUGAUAUUGCGGGAAAUUUGUAAUAAUCGAUCACGUAUCAUCGCAGGGGAAAUAUCGGAAUUUCGAUGCAGCUCGGAUGUUUUUGUAAUAUCUGUCUUUGUUCGUGCCGCGACGUACGUCAAUUUGAAACGCAGUGAGUAAUCUCGACCUCCAUGCAUCUUUCUGGACGAAUACCGGGAUGUAAUCGACGACGAUAACCGAACGAUAACAAAUCACGACCAAGUCAGCGAGAAAAAUUGCGGAAAAGGCGACGAAUUGGGACGCGACAGAAAAACUAUAGUUCACGAAGGACGAAUCGGUGAAAAAUAACGAUGAAAGAAUAACGUAAAAUGAUAAGCAAACAUGUAACGAGAGGGAGAAGAAGAGAGAGCGAUUGUGUGUAACAACGUGACCGAGGACAAUAACGCUAAGAGAGGAUAAUCGAAGGCAAUCACGUGGAAACAUGAGCCGCUGUUGAACUUGAUACCGUGACAUAAUCGAAAACGACGAUAUAUUUUAGCAACGAAUCGAUCGGGACAGGACAAAUAUAUAGCGACAGCAAAAUAGACGAGAGACAACGUUAAAAAAAACGUUUACAAGUUGGUGCAGAAGGUAUUUUCGAUGUACUCCGACGACGGGCGCUCGAACUUGAAGAAUUCGCGCUCGAGUAGGUGAGCGUAUAUUCCGCGUGUUCGUUCCGCACGCAAAAUCGGGACGGGCAGCCGAAGACGAGACGGGACGGGCUCCUCUCGGUCGUGGAAUGACAAUAAAGGGACGGCGUGCCCGCGGGGUGCUAUCAUGCGAAGGACGACGAAUUUGAGCGGUGCACCAGCGAGGUGUCCGGCGAAGGUGUCCCAUCCCUUACGUGGGAUGGCACUCGGGACGCUGGCCGAGAUUGCGGUGAGACUCGUGAUUAGCGGCUACAUAUUCGCCGUGGUCGUCUACGUAAAUGCCAGCGGCAACUGGGAUAAGGAUGAUGACCUAGUGUCCACGUCUAAGGUCAGCGCCGUACUUGGUCGUACUGCCACUUUGCCUUGCGACAUUGAACCGUCCACGCGAGAAGAUCGCGUAUACAUGGUACUUUGGUUCCGCGAUUAUGCGGUGAAACCCAUUUACAGUUUUGACGUGCGGGGCCGAGCUUUUAACAAGGCCCUGAACUGGUCAGACAGCACUGCCGUAGGGCCUAGAGCCUACUUCGUCACCGUGACGAAACCCGCCGCCCUUUCCCUGGAGGCGGUUCAGCUGGACGACGAGGGGGUCUAUAGAUGCCGCGUAGACUUCAAGAACUCGCCGACCAAGAACUUCCAAGUGAAUCUCACGGUGAUCGUGCCGCCGCAUCAGCUGUUCAUCUAUGACAGCUCCGGGGUGCAGGUGGAAAGAGUAGCCGGACCGUUUCAGGUCGGCAUGGAAUUCGGCUUGUCCUGCGAAGUGAGAGGAGGGAAACCCACGCCGGUAGUGAGCUGGCUGGUGGACGGCAAGGAGGUGAACGGCAGACUCGAGGAGUUCGAGAGCCAGAACAUCGUCGUCAGCAAAUUGACGGUGCCGCAGCUGCGACGAGAGCACCGCAACACGACGUACAAAUGCCGGGCGACCAACACGCACCUUAUACCGCCGCUGGAGAAGACGGUGAUCCUCGACGUUUAUCUAAAACCGCUAACCGUGAAGAUAUUAUCGAAAUUAACGGUCAUGGAAACGGAGAAGGACUACUCCAUCACCUGCGAGACGACAGGCUCGCACCCCCGCGCUCGCAUCACCUGGAUCGAGGGGAACGAGACAUUUCGGAACGGCAAGAUGAUGGAGAGCGGCAACGCGUCGGUGGUUUUGAGCACGUUGAUAUUCUCACCCGUUCCCGACGACCAUGGAAAGAUCCUCAAGUGCCGCGGUGAAAAUCCGGCACUGACGGAUGCGUACUUGGAGGACUUCUUCAAGCUAAAUGUCGUCUUUCCGCCCAAGGUAGAGCUGCAUCUGGGCAGCACCCUGAACGCGGAGAACAUAAAGGAGGGCGACGACGUGUAUUUCGAAUGUAAAGUCCGUGCUAAUCCAGAGCAUCACAAAAUCACCUGGCGCCAUAAUGGCGCGGUGCUGACGCAAAACUAUUCGGCUGGUAUCAUCAUGAGCACCCAGAGCCUGGUUCUGCAGGGUAUAGGUCGUGACAACGCGGGAAAUUACACGUGUCUCGCCAGCAACGAUCGCGGAGAAACGACGAGCCCCAUUGUGAAUCUGAGAGUACAGUUCGCGCCGGUUUGCAAGUUGAAGGAGGUAACGAUCAUCGGGGCCUCCCUGGAGGAAUCCGUGAAGGUGCGCUGCGAAGUCGACGCCGAUCCCAGCGAGGUGGACUUUGUCUGGGAGUUCAACAACAGUGGCGAGAACUUCGAGGUCGCGCCGGCCAGGUUCGAUGGCAACAACGGCACCCUGAGCGAGCUCAUUUACACCCCCGUAUCCGAGAGGGAUUACGGCGCUUUGACCUGCUGGGGUAGAAACGCGAUAGGGAAACAGGAGACGCCUUGCAUCUAUCAAGUCAUUCCGGCAGUGAAACCAAAUCCCCUGAACAAUUGCACCAUCAAGGCAUCGCUCAAUCAAAGCUCGGAGAUCCUGGAGGUCGAGUGCGUGCCAGGAUACGAUGGCGGGCUCCACCAGGAGUUUCGGCUCGAAGCUUACGAGGUAUUGACUGGCACUCUUCGGGUGAACGCGUCCAGCGUGUCGGCCGAUCUGCCGAUCUUCCGAAUCGCCGUGGCUGAUCUCCUGCCGGCCACGCACUUUUACCUGGUGACGUACGCCGUAAAUGCCAAGGGCCGUAGCGAAGUGUCGCUCCUGGAGGACAUAAUGCUGCGAGAUUCGGAGAAGCAUACAGAUACCGGAGUCAGCAUGAUGCCGUUGAUUCUCCUGCUGAUCGGUUGCCUGCUCGCUUUCGGCGCGACGGUGAUCUCGGUGAUGCUGAUGAUGUAUCGACGCCGCGGCACCACAUCCCCCGUGCACAUCGAACCCUACAUGAAACAGCCGAUAAUCACGCCGCCGGACUCGAGGAACAAUUCGAUGCUGGACGUGACCCAUGGCGACCACACGUACUUCGUCGAGUAUACGCUGAAACAGGUCACCGAUUACGCGCUCAAUAAUCAGCCGGAUAUCAUACAGUCGCCGCAAGACCAAGACAAGAUCAAACGCGAACCACAACUGUUUUUGCCAGUGAGACCAGACACGUUGUUUGCGCCCUACGAUAUUCAUAAGCAAGGGCUGCAGACGAAUAGAUGCAGCCUGAAUCCAUUCUCCGCAAAGUCCUGGGAGCCUAUCAGCUUCAAGGCCGAUCGUAACCUGAUGAAGGAGAUCAUCAUCGCCAAUUCCAUACCUGGCCCAGAGAGCUGCGUGUAAACUCGAUCGCAGGAGUGAAUCGAGACGCCAAACAUAUACACAUACAUAUAUGCAUGUACACACAUACAUAUAUGCAUGUACACGCAUACAUAUAUACAUGUACACAUUACAUAGCACAGGACGAUCGAUUCCGAAAGCCUGAAAAUUGUAUCGCGCGCGUCGGUUGGACACACGCGGUUAUCAACGCAAAGUCAACGAAUCUCGUGUCUCGCUUGUUAACGCGCGCCGGUGACAUAUCACACGAUGACGAUAUCGUAGCAGAUAACAUACAUAUCAGCAUAUCGUAGCAUAUAUCGUGGCGCGCCACGAUCUCUCCCGAGAUUCCCGGGAGUUUAGAUCCCCGUCGAUCCAGCGCGAGACCGGGACGAGGAGUCGCGAGUCGUCGCGACACGACCUAGUCGCAUAAUUUAACCGAACGCUACACGUGGUGUACUAUUCCAAGUUUAAUAUAUUUUGUGUCAAGU
Camponotus floridanus (Florida carpenter ant) is the source of this 6489-nucleotide messenger RNA. RefSeq names its product nephrin (gene side-III). The coding region runs from base 3458 to 6025 and encodes 855 amino acids. NCBI's taxonomy places the organism in Eukaryota, Metazoa, Arthropoda, Insecta, Hymenoptera, Formicidae. The transcript has 15 exons. The record is from RefSeq and is a predicted model, not a curated record.